AGCGACAGCGGGGAGGUGGAUCUAAGAAUUUGGCUUCUUCUCUGCCAUCCUGCUCGUUCAGGAUCCAAACUUGACGGAGAAAUAACAACCAGACGGAUUUUUCCUGUGCGCUCCAGCUCUUCCUCUCAACUUUCUCCAACAACAGGUUGUCGGUCACUCUGCGACUCCUUUUGCGUGUGUCCCCCACCCCAAUUUUGUCGCCUAAUGGGGCUCAAACUGUGCCUGUCUACUUUUCCUCUCCUCACAUAAUAAUCCGUGUGCAACAUCCUGCAUCUGCCAUCGCCCGGGCAACCAGUCCUCCUGCUCUCCAUCAUUCGUCCAGGCGCGCGUCGACAGCGGAGCAAAGCUGCCUUUAUUUUGGAGGCCGUCACAACAUUCGUGUCUUUGUUUUGACUUCUUUCCAACUCGGGAAGUCCAUGUGUCGGGUUCGGAAUGCCUGUGAGACGCGGUCAUGUGGCGCUCCAGAACACCUAUUUGGACACAAUCAUCAGGAAAUUCGACGAACAAAGUCGAAAGUUUCUGAUUGCCAACGCGCAGAUGAAGGACUGCGGCAUCAUCUACUGCAAUGAAGGCUUCUGCCAGAUGUUUGGCUUCACCAGGGCUGAAAUCAUGCAGCAGCCCUGCAGCUGCCAGUUCUUGGUCGGUCCCGGCACCAUGAAGAGCGCGGUGACCCAGCUGGCACAGGCCCUGCUGGGUUCUGAGGAACGCAAGGUGGAGAUCCUCUGCUACUCCAAGGAAGGAACAUGCAUACCUUGCCGGGUGGACAUCGUUCCGGUUAAAAACGAGGAAGGCCUGGUCGUCAUGUUCAUCCUGGACUUUCAGGAGCUCAUUGAUCCGUCCCUCAAGAAGUCUGGCCUCAGACAGAGAGUUACUCAAGGAUGGCUUUACUGUCAAAACCGCAGACUGAAGACGAAACUGCCGGUCCUGCGCUCAAUGCAACGGCCUUCCCUUUCCAAAGAUCAGUUUGAAGGCGUGGUCGUGGAUUACCUGCAGCCAAACAGUGAGGAAGUUCCGCUGAAAGAGUUCAGGAUCCCGUCUAAAGAGAGCUGCAUGCAGUCUGAGACAGAGGCUCUGAUAGAGCAGGACCUGGAUCCUCCGUCUCCAGCAGCCCAUUCGGGCACUAAACGCCGCUCACUGCUGACGGACUUCCUGGACCCCAGCACCGCCUUCAACAGGGGGACUUUAACUCGAAGCUGCUCCAGGGACAGCGUCCGCAGCCUCAGACGAGCCUCGUCGCUGGAUGACAUCGAUGGGAUGAGGACCGAUUGGAACGGCCGACAAGGAGACACCCGAAACAACAGCAAUCUGAGGUCCAGCGCUCCAAACUCCACCUCCGACUCCGACCUGAUGAGACUCCGAACCGUUGGCCGCAUCCCUCAGGUCACGCUCACGUUCGGCUCCGACGGCAUGAGACCCCCCUCCCCCACCGAGAUUGAAAUCAUCGCACCCAGCAAGGUGAAGGACCGAACCCAGAACGUCACGGAGAAGGUCACUCAGGUAACCCAGGUGCUGUCUCUUGGUGCUGAUGUGCUACCAGAAUACAAACUCCAAGCCCCACGUAUCCACAAAUGGACCAUCCUCCACUACAGCCCCUUCAAAGCUGUGUGGGACUGGGUCAUUCUCCUGCUGGUCAUUUACACUGCCAUCUUCACGCCAUAUUCGGCUGCAUUUCUCCUGAAUGAGGCAGAGGAAGAACAGAGGCGGUCUUGCGGCUACACCUGCAACCCGCUCAACGUGGUGGACCUGGUGGUGGACAUCAUGUUCAUCGUGGACAUCCUCAUCAACUUCAGGACCACCUACGUGAACCACAACGAUGAAGUUGUCAGCCACCCGGGCCGCAUCGCUCAGCACUACUUCAAGGGCUGGUUCCUAAUUGACAUUGUCGCCGCCAUCCCCUUUGAUCUCCUCCUUUUCCGCUCCGGAUCACAGCAGGCAGAACCUCAGACUCAAACCACUCUCAUUGGAUUACUGAAGACAGCCCGACUGCUCAGGUUGGUGCGAGUGGCCAGGAAGCUGGACCGUUACUCGGAGUACGGAGCUGCCGUCCUUUUCCUCCUCAUGUGCACGUUUGCCCUCAUUGCCCAUUGGCUUGCCUGUAUCUGGUAUGCCAUCGGUAACAUGGAGCGCACUGGCUCCGCCCGUGUGGGCGGUAUGAAGAUUGGUUGGUUGGAUAACCUGGCCGACCAGAUUGGUAAAGAGUACAAUGACAGUGACACAAGCUCUGGGCCCUCCAUCGAGGACAAGUAUGUUACAGCUUUGUACUUCACCUUCAGCAGCCUGACCAGUGUGGGUUUUGGCAACGUUUCACCAAACACCAACCCAGAGAAGAUCUUCUCCAUCUGUGUCAUGCUCAUUGGAUCUCUGAUGUAUGCCAGCAUCUUUGGGAACGUGUCCGCCAUUAUCCAGAGACUGUACUCGGGCACGGCCCGCUACCACACGCAGAUGCUGCGGAUAAAAGAGUUCAUCCGCUUCCACCAGAUCCCGGGAGGCCUGAGACAAAGGCUAGAGGAGUAUUUUCAACACGCCUGGUCAUACACCAACGGCAUUGACAUGAACGCCGUUUUAAAGGGUUUCCCGGAGUGUCUCCAAGCCGACAUCUGCCUUCACUUGAACCGCAGCUUGCUGCACAACUGCAGCGCUUUUCACGGCGCCAAUAAAGGCUGCCUUCGAGCCCUGGCCAUGCGAUUCAGGACAACCCACGCCCCUCCUGGAGACACGCUUGUCCACAGCGGGGACAUUCUCACGGCUCUCUACUUCAUUUCCAGGGGCUCCAUAGAGAUCCUGAGGGACGAUGUUGUUGUGGCCAUACUAGGAAAAAACGACAUCUUUGGUGAACCCAUCAGUCUGUACGGGAGGCCGUCCAAAUCCAGUGCAGAUGUCAGAGCUUUAACUUACUGUGACCUCCAUAAGAUCCUGAGGGACGACCUGCUGGAGGUGCUGGACAUGUACCCCGACUUUGCUGACAUGUUCUGGAAUAAUUUGGAAAUCACUUUCAAUUUGAGAGAUGCAGAUCGAAUAAACCAGCCAGGCGGGAGCAGAGACUCUGAAUGUGGCUGCCGGCUGACGCGACAUCAGAGAAACUCCCUGCGUCGCCGCAACCAGCCGGGUGAGAGUCCUGCUUCCUCGUGUGCCCAUACCUCCAUGCUGUCAUGUAACAUCUGCAGCGUCUCUCUGCACACAGACGGGAUGGAUCACGAAGACUCUUACCCCGAUCCAUCUUGCCAGAUCGCAGUCCACCAGCGCAGCGCUCCUCGCUGGGAAGACAUCUGCACCAGUGGAAGCAUCUGCUCUCAGUCCAGUGAUGACGAAAUAGGACCGUCGCGGGCCUGUAAAGGUGGAGCGUAUCCCCGUCAUGCUGAUACCAGAGAUUACCCCCCUGCAGUGGUCGCCCUGUUGCCUCAUUCUGGACCCUCAACUGGAAUGGGAUUGUCUGCAGAUCUAGGAGGGGCUCCAUACUCUGGUGUGGAUGGAUACUGGAGAGAUGGCAGAGGAGACCAGCUGUCAGAGAGCCAGCAGCAGCGGUCCUUCAUCAAGGCCGGUUUUCAGCCCGCUGCACGCAUGACGGAUCAGUCCAGAGAGCUCGAGACCAGGCUGGAAUUGCUGCAGUCCCAGUUGAAUAGACUGGAGACCCGCAUGACCACAGAUAUCACUGUGAUCCUGCAGCUCCUCCAGCGACAAAUCCCACCAGUACCUCCUGCCUACAGCGACGUGUCCCCCAGCCUUCACUCUCCACACCCGAGCAUGCUCUACAAUGCAGGAGCGUCUAUGAUCCACACGUCCGCGCAGAUGGACAGCUCUGCCCGGCUCCUGCAGACUUCGGAUGCUGAAUUCAAAGAGAAGCCCUGCAGCGUCCGUCUGGUCCUGCCAUCAGAUGACAUCACAUCAGCAGAAGCCGACCCCACACGUGUGGACCACGCCCCUCCUCAGAGGUUGUGCUCUCUGCCUCAGCAACUUUCUGGACUUCAGGAUGAAAGCCAGCGCUUCCCCUCCCUCCCCGAACACCUCGAAAGCCCCACAGAGAUGCAGGAGCUGCAGAGGCACCUCUCUGACCCCGCCCUGCCCGGCAGCUAGGACAACAAUCGCACAGACCAGACGCGCACCGACUCUAUCCUGCUUUCACCACCCUUUUGCCGCUCAGAUGCUGCCGCAGAACUUUACGUCAGAGUUCCGGGUGCCUCUCGUCUCCACAGACUCUGCGGCGUUUUUUACAGGCCGCUGAAGCUCCCGUUCAGGUCAGCACAGAAGAGAUUAUUCCGCGUCUGGAGCCGACACUCUGGAAGUGAAGCUAACUGUUUGACAGACUCAGGAUUUGGAGGAGAAAACUGCUGUGUACUUCAUUUCUGAACAUUUAUCCGCGUGAUCAUGGAUGAUACCAUUCGAUCCAAGUGUGCGAAAAUAUAAAAUUGACGUUAAACCAUGCAGGUAGUAAAUAUAACCACUGAGUGUUUUAGAUUUAGUGUUGUGGUUUCUGUUCAACACACUGUCUGACAAACUGUGAAGGAUGGAGGUUGGAGGCGUGACAGGGACAAAUUAAACUCUCAUCUCAUUUAUCAA
Molecule: messenger RNA, 4554 nt
Organism: Oryzias latipes (Japanese medaka)
Lineage: Eukaryota; Metazoa; Chordata; Actinopteri; Beloniformes; Adrianichthyidae
Source: RefSeq, a predicted model, not a curated record